Tarenaya hassleriana is the source of this 2216-nucleotide messenger RNA. Its product is annotated as protein FRIGIDA. Lineage: Eukaryota; Viridiplantae; Streptophyta; Magnoliopsida; Brassicales; Cleomaceae. The transcript is spliced from 3 exons. Bases 137 to 1903 code for a protein of 588 amino acids. The record is from RefSeq and is a predicted model, not a curated record.
ACGACGAGGGCGAUAUUAGGGCAAAAGAAAAAGAGGGAAAAAAACCUCUUCGUCUUCGCCGCAUUACGAUAACGAACCCUAGCGUUCCUUUGAUUCCUGGUCUUCGGCAAAAAUCUCUCCGGCUGGCGAAUAAGGUAUGACAGCUGCCGACCCGGAAUCUUCGACGGUGGAUAUCCCGACGCUGCAGCGGCAACAACAACCGGAACAUACAGGUACGGAGAUUCCGAUCUGUGAAUCUCAGGAGCAUGAGCAACACCAGUUCGUAAAAUCGAUCGGCGAUUUGGCUGCGCUCUCUGCCGCCAUUAACGCCUUCAAAAGAAAGUACGAUGACAUGCAAAGCCACAUUCAGUUCAUCGAGAACGCCAUCGAUGCCAGACUCGCCGGCGUCAACGUCGGGGGCGGAGUUGGCGCAUCUUCUUCCUCCGUCCUCCCGCCGGAGAUUGAUUUACCAGAAAACAAACCUCCGCAAGAGUCCGGCACGGUCGUACCAGAGUCGUCGGAGAUGCCGGAGGUGAAACAUUUGUGCGAAUCGAUGUCCAGCAAGGGAUUGCGCAAGUACAUCCUGAGCAAUAUCGCCGAACCGGCGAAGCUCAUGGAAGAGAUUCCGGAGGCUUUGAAGCUGGCGAAGGACCCUUCAAAGCUCGUUUUUGAAAGCAUAGGAAAGUUUUACUUACAAGGAAGAAGAGCUUAUACCAAAGAUUCACCGAUGAUCACUUCGAGGAAGGCUUCUCUCCUCGCAAUGGAGUGUUUCCUUUUAAUGGCGGAUCCUGAUGCUGCAAAGACCAUGGUUGAAAACUCCACAAAGGUGGAGGCGAAGAAGGCUGCAUUUGCGUGGAGGAAGAGGUUGAUGAGUGAAGGAGGUUUAGCUAAUGCACAGACAAUGGAUGCAAGGGGUUUGCUUCUGUUGAUUGCUUGUUUUGGUGUUCCUUCCACCUUUGGGGAUUUGGAUUUGGAUUUGUUGGAUUUGCUGCGACAGAGUAAACCUUCCGAGAUUUCAAAUGCUCUCAGGCGGUCCGCCUUUCUUGUCCCGAGGAUUCCAGAUUUAAUCGAUUUGGGCAUCAAGCGAAAGAUGCAUGUCGAUGCUGUGGAGUUGGUCUAUGCCUUUGGGUUGGAGGAUAAGUUUUCACCUCCUUCAAUUCUAAAUUCAUUCUUAAGGAUUAUCAAGGAUGCAUUUGAGGAGGCUAAACAGAUGGCUCGUUCGCCGAUGACAGUUAAAGGGGCAGUGGAAAGGCAAUUAACUGCUCUACAAUCAGUAUUUCGGUGUUUGGAGGCUCACAAUUUAGAUCCUACGAAAGUACUAGGUGGAUAUCUGAUCAAAGAUGAGAUAGUUAAGCUGGAAAAAGACAUUGUUGAGCUCAACAAAGAAAUCAAAGAGAAGGAAAGAUCCUUCAGAAUGAAGGAGGAAGCCGUACUCACCCAAAGAUUGUAUAACCGAGAAAUGAAACGUCCAAGGCUUUCAGGCACGGAAAUGCCUAUGCCUGCAUCAUCUUACUCUCCUAUAUACCAUGAUCGAAACUUCCCUAAUCAUGGAGAUGGAGAUAACAUCUCUGCUCUUGUGAGCACUUACCUUGGCACUCAAUCUUUUCAUCAUAGAUCAUUAUCAAGUCUCAGGUCUUCCCGUGAAACUGUUGAUGAGCGUGGAUUAGAAAGAGGCGUAUCUGCAUUUGAAUCGCAUACUGGUAACUUGCUCUCUAAUGUAUACUCCCCGCCGAUGCACGGGCACAGCCUCUCUCGGCAGUUCUCACCGGCCCAUAGAGAGAACCUUUCUCUGAUUGGUGAGCGAAGCCUUUCUGGGCAACACAUAUCCCCUGGACUACAAAGGGUAUUGAGGCACUCACCAUCCGUAGAUCAUUUUGCGGGUUUGCCCAGACACUCUUCCCAUGUUAACUCACCAUCGGAUUGAUAUGGAUGAAACCACAUCAUAUCUAUAGCCUGGCCAUGUGAGCAGUACAGGAAGAGAGAUGCAAUUAGUUCAUCAAUGCGUUGUUCCGGGUACAUUUUUUUUUUCUCACACCAGAAUUGAUGAUAAUGAAAUAUUUAUCAGGUCCUCUGUUUCAUAUCGUUGUUGCUCUCUCCGGGCUGCAUGUGUUACUGCAGACUCGAGACCCUGGAGCCGACAGCUUGUCCAUGAAUAUUGAUAUGUAACCAGGUCUUCUGUUCCAACUACUUUGGAACUGGAAACUGACAUUAGGUAUCAAAUCUGUUAGUGAAAAUCA